AUUGUUUUUUGGGAAUGAAACGUGAAUGGACAUGAUUGAUAAUUUGGGUUUCACGGUGUGGACGCAAGCGAGAUGAAGAUUGCAGGAUUUGAGUGCUGAGUACAGUAUUGAUUGUUGGUUCAACGGAGACGAUGGAAAUUAGGACUGAGUCGGACUCGGACGCCGCCAUGUGGAAAGAAAUUGAGGUUUCAGAGAGCUACCUCGUUUGCUCCAUGUACGAAGAAGCGGCAUCAUUAGCUUCCUCUAUUUUGGAACGCUUGCGUGAUGCUGAAGCUGAUGCUGAGACUGAUGAUACUCAAGAUAUGUUGGAAUUAACCGCUAUGGUGCUGCUUCAGGCAUUCAACCAACUUGGCAGGACCCCAGAAAUUCUUAAUCAACUCAGACUUCACUUCAUUUCAGUAAAAGCUAUUCCUGUCCGCGUUCUACUCACUGGAGCUUGUUUACAAAUAGCACAAGGUUCUGCUUUUGGCGUUCAAGAAUUUCUUGAGGAGUUUCUUAAUGGAUGGAAUCUUGAGGAUGAACAAUAUUGUGCUGCCAUUACAGAAGCAAAUGUAGAGAGUGGACGUAGAGAUGAAAGGCAACUUGUUCUUCGAAUUGAUAAAUAUUUAGAAGUUGUUGAGGUCUAUGCUGUCACACUACUUGGUGGAGUUUUAAAAGAUGUAGAUCUUGCAAUUUCCUGGGUUAAUAAUGCUUCAUUGCCCGAGGAAAAUCGACAAGGACUUCUGAGAAGGUUACACUCUAUGCAUUCUCUUAAAAGUACUGUUUUGUCUCAAACUUCCUUUCCACUGUCACCUACAAAUAGCAAUGGAGCUUAUUCUUUGAAAGAAGAAAAUGUUUGUGAAGGAUCACCUAAAGCCUUGAAAAGUAAACAUGCAGACAAUAAAUGGUAUAGGUCCAAAGAAGCUGUUCCCACAUUGUCUGAACGAAUAGAAACAUGUUUCUGGUGCUUCCGUGCAAUCAAUUUGAAGAUUGGCAAUGCUAAGUUUGUCAUAACUAGUGGGAAGAUUAUGCUUGGUUGUUUGAUCGUGUUCCUCUAUUAUGUUUUAAGAAAGAAGCAAGCCACUUUAAAAAGGAUUGUAACAAGACAAGUAAUCGCCGUGAAGAGGGCUUUGGUGGAUUUGUGGCAGCUUGGGUUUUCGUAUCAAGUAAAUCCUCUGGCAGCUGUUCAACCUCUUCCUGCUGCAACACGUCAAGGUCAGUGAUGCCAUGAUGGAAAUGUUGACCGAGCAUUACCUUAUUCGGGAGCCUGUCACAAGGAAUCCUCAGUAUAGCUUUUUUCACUACCCUUGUAGUUCUAGACAGGCAAUAUUAUUUUGUUCGAAGAUGCGCUUCUUUGUGCUGAUCAAUAACCUUUACAUGCAUUUAAGUCAUUUUGAAAGGUGCACGUCAAUACAUGUAUGCUAUUCUCUCUAUUAGGAGUGUUUGAGAUUAACAUACUGCCAUAUUAUAUAAAAUUGUAAAACAGCGAUCUCAUUUCCACAGCAGAAUGCACUUCUUGUCGU
Molecule: messenger RNA, 1502 nt
Organism: Abrus precatorius (Indian licorice)
Lineage: Eukaryota; Viridiplantae; Streptophyta; Magnoliopsida; Fabales; Fabaceae
Product: protein APEM9
Exons: 6
Coding region: 132-1202 (356 amino acids)
Biological process (GO): peroxisomal membrane transport
Source: RefSeq, a predicted model, not a curated record